This is a messenger RNA of Tetranychus urticae (two-spotted spider mite), 1930 nucleotides long. RefSeq names its product kelch-like protein 40a. The record is from RefSeq and is a predicted model, not a curated record. Gene Ontology annotation, molecular function: protein binding. NCBI's taxonomy places the organism in Eukaryota, Metazoa, Arthropoda, Arachnida, Trombidiformes, Tetranychidae.
GAAUAAUUUAACUUGUUCCAUUUUCUUUCAAAAUCUUCAUAUCUGCUACAAGCUAAGUUACUAAGUUUUUUGAAUCGUUUUUUACGCAUUGCAAUCAUGGAUGGAGCAAUCGAUGAAAAUUGUGACGAGAAAGUAAAAAUUAUUAAUAGAGAAUGUGAAUAUGAUGUCUCUAAAAAGUUAAUUUGUUCAAAAGUGCCUUAUUUUAGAAACAUGUUUAACAGUGGUUUAAAGGAAUCAAAACAAAAUGUGGUGAAACUUGAUUUCAAUGAAAUUGCUUUUGAUAGUUUCAUCAACUGGAUUCUUUCUGAUUUUCUCACUAUCAAAAUGGACAUGGUUAUCUUUUUGAACGAGAUGGCUGAUUAUUUGAUGAUGCGGGGUUACAUUUCUUCUUAUUGUCACGAGUUCUUUCAUUGUAAUUUCAAUGCAGAUUAUCUUCCGGAUGUUUUACCCCAAGUUACGAAAGUAUCAAAAUUGAUCAAAUCAGAAACUGUUGACAAUUUCAUCUGCCGCUAUUUCUUGUUGAUCGCCAAUACUAAUAGUUUCUUGAAAUAUCCAGUUGAGGCGGUUGAAGCUAUUCUCAAAUUGGACCUGAUGAUUUACUCUGAAUAUCAAAUUUUUGAAUCAAUCAUGAAAUGGGUGAACCAUAAGAAAGAUUCCAGAUUACAAACUCUUCCACAUUUAUUGAGUUACGUCCGUUGGUGCUUCAUUGAUUCUGUUGAUUUAUCUAAAAUAAAAGAUAAUGAGUAUAUCAAGAAUCUGCUUAAUUUUGGUUCAAUUAUCUCAUCUAGCGGCGAAUCUAAAUUCGAUCGUAGCAAUCAAAAAUUCUUCAUUACUUUCAUUGAUAUAAUUGAUGGCGAAAUUCCAAAAGUGAGAAUACAUCUGUAUAAUGAUAAAAUGUAUAGUUUACCGAUUGGCGAUUUCACCCAAAACGAUGAUAUCUCGCUUGAGUUCGUGUACGGCGACAGAACUUCAGAUAUUUUAUUUGAUUCUGGGACUAAAGGAAUUCGUAUUGAUUGGAUUAAUCACACAUUUCGAUGGUUGGACUCCGAAUUUCUCAUUUCAACUUACUAUGGCGAUAUAGGUAGAUUGAUCAUUAAAUUCCAGAUUAAUCUCAGUGAAUUUUCUUGCUUUUUGGAUGAAAAUGCUACUGAACUUCCUAAUCCUAUAUCUAAUGAGUAUUUAUUGCUUGAAUCCAAUGGAAAAAUCAUCUUGAUUGGUAAAACUCGUAGAGAAAAAAAGUUGUUUGGUAUUUUUCCAGUUCUUAAUCAUGAAUGGUUCCAAGGAUUUAGAAAGCGUAAACACUCUUUCCAUGCUACUGUUUUAGACAAUGUUGUUUAUAUAUUGACAAAGGAUCUCGAAUUUAUCGAGUUUAAUUAUGAAACUCGAAGCUACAAUAAGAGUGAACCAUUCAAAUACGAUUGUGCAUUUGAAUUCGAUUCUGUCUAUUUAACUUCUCACCAAACUAAAGAUGAUAUGAUAAUUUUGGUUGACAAAACAUCAGAAAUUGGACGAAUUCAUGUUUACUGCACUAAGCGUUCAAAAUGGACUUAUAAUUACGCUGAUAUCUCAAAUGAUGAAUUUGACUUCACUGCCUUCACUGCAGCAUUUCUAUCUUUGAAAAAUAUCAAACCUGCGUUUGGCCACAAAUUUUUCCCGACUCAAUGACACUAUUAUUUAAAUCUCAAUCUUUUUAUUUUUGAAGAAAACUUUAAAAUUUUGAAUUCAGAUUUGCUUAAGAUCCUUGAAUUUUCGUAUCUCUUUACCUUUCACCAAGCUAGCAAAUAUUUAAUGCUUAAGUCUUGAGCUGCUUCAUGGAAGACAAAAAGUAGCAAUAAAACACUAAUCAUAACUUUUGACCUAAACUUGAGAGUAGUAUCUUUGAACUAAUCACAUCAUGUAAAUUUAUCAUGUAAUUCAACAUAAAUAAAAA